GAAUGAAUUUAACCGCCUCCCGCCCGCCAUAGUAAUAUGAUAGGAACAAGGUGGUUCUCUCGUUCUGGGAGGACGUCAUAUGAUGUCCUCCCAUUCUCACCGUGCAUGCGCGGCUCAGUGAGCGCGCAUGCGCGGCGAUCGGCGGUGCGCUGUCCCCCUCGGACACAGCGGAUCACCGAUCCACGGAAAGAGCCGAAGAUGUCGGCUCGGUCAUGUGAUCAGCUGUGUCCAAUCACAGCUGAUCGCGUGUAAAUAGGGAAAUGCUGGUUAUUGGCAUUUCUCCCC
This is a messenger RNA of Staurois parvus, 285 nucleotides long. NCBI's taxonomy places the organism in Eukaryota, Metazoa, Chordata, Amphibia, Anura, Ranidae. The record is from the annotation of a GenBank genome assembly.